Messenger RNA from Aspergillus melleus, 1051 nucleotides. Its product is annotated as FAD-dependent oxidoreductase. NCBI's taxonomy places the organism in Eukaryota, Fungi, Ascomycota, Eurotiomycetes, Eurotiales, Aspergillaceae. Bases 1 to 969 code for a protein of 322 amino acids. The transcript is spliced from 2 exons. The record is from RefSeq and is a predicted model, not a curated record. Gene Ontology annotation, molecular function: D-amino-acid oxidase activity; FAD binding.
AUGGCCAUAGCCAGUCAACUCCCCCGUCACCACGAUAUUACAAUCAUCGCCCGCAAUCUUCCCGGCGACGAGCCGCAUUCCCAAGAAUGGGCCAGUCCCUGGGCAGGCGCUGUCUGGACCGGCAUGGAUGGCUCGACUCCCCGUGAACAACAAUUCCAGCUGAAUGCUUUAGCCGUUUGGUGGAAACUCGCGCUGUCUGAUCCUGCAUCAAGCGUUCGGCGCAUCGAAAUGAAUGAAUACCGCGACACCAAGACACUGGAUCAGAUUUGGUUUGCGGGCAAGGUGCCCGAGUUCCAAGUCAUUCCAGAUGAGGAGAGACUCCCUGGCACGACAGUCGGAUUCAGAUAUCGGACCAUUGUUCUCACGCCUAUGGUCUUUCUUCCUUGGCUGCGAUCGAAACUCGAGGCGACGGGUGUGAAAUUCCAGCGUGCGACAGUCCGUUCGCUGGCGGACUUGAAAGAAAUGGGUCACGAUAUCUUGAUAAAUGCGGCGGGUAUUGGGCCCUUGAGGUUGAAGGAUGUCAAAGAUACUAAAGUCCAGGAGGUUCGCGGUCAGACGAUCCUGGUGAAGUCGAAGUUCGAUAAGCUGUUCGUGCGCAAUGGGAAUAAUUACACGUAUGCGUUUGCGCGAGGAGAUGGAACCACCGUCCUCGGAGGAAUCAAACAGUUUGGAAGCGCCGAGACGCAAGUGGAUGCGAAUAUUAGAGCUGAUAUUAUCCGACGAGUCCACGAAAGCUUGCCCGACGACUUUCCGUCCCCGGACCCGAAAGAUUACACCAUCGUUCGAGACAUUGUAGGUAUUCGACCUCAGCGCGAGGGAGGAGUUAGGGUGGAACAGGAAACCCUCGAUGGGCAGAAGGUCGUGCAUGCGUACGGCGUUGCAGGAGGUGGUUAUGUCUUCAGUUUUGGGGUGGGCAAAGAGGUUGCUCGGCUGGUGGACGAGUAUGAGUCGCCUAUGGCCAGACUGUAGACGAGAUUUGCAUACUAUGUAUCAGAAAGAUUAAAUGAAAGACAAGAUAUCAUCGACGAAGCAGGAGAAAUUAGGGCAAAAA